UCCGGCUGGUGCGCACACUCAGAGCGGCGGAGCUCCGAGUCCCACAGCGAGGACACAGGGCAGAGGACAAGAAGACGGGAGGACACAUCACUUUUGAACAACAAACCGCAUCCGAUCGGACUCAUGGCUGUCAACGAGUCGGAUAUCUUUCUCAGGGCGACGCAGCGCACGUUCCGCGGGCUGACUGAAGAUGUGGAGGGGGAGUGGAGAGGUCCGUUCUGUUUCAUCCAGGGUGCAGACCCUCAGCUGGGCUUGAUGAAGUCAUGGAAAGAGGGCGGAGAAGGAGAUGAGUGGGCGGAGGAAGUGGAGCUCACCAAACAGGCUGUGGAGGCGAUGAACAGACUACAGCCCAGACCCAGGUUCAUGGUGCUGUGUGGAGACCUGGUCCAUGCCAUGCCAGACACGCCGUACAGAGAAGAGCAGGUGAGGGAUCUAAAGGCAGCAUUGAAGGGCACAGACCCAUCCAUCCCGCUGGUGUUUGUCAGCGGGAACCAUGACCUUGGAAACACCCCCACGCCCAAGACAGUGGAGCAGUACUGCAGCCAGUGGGGAGACGACUAUUUUAGCUUCUGGGUGGGCGGGGUGCUGUGCCUGGUACUGAACUCCCAGUUGUUCUUCGACGCCUCCGCCUGCCCGCAGCUGAAGGAGGCCCAGGAGACGUGGCUGGAGCAGCAGCUGUGCCGAGCCUCCGCUUCCUCUCCCUCGGAGCACAAACCCAAACAUGUCCUGGUCUUCCAACACAUCCCCCUGUACCUCAAGAGUCCAGACGAGGAGGACGAUGAGUACUUCAACCUGCCAGGGACUAUCCGACAACAGCUGAUAGACAAGUUCAAGAGGGCAGGGGUGAAGGCGGUCUUCUGCGGACAUUACCACAGAAACGCCGGAGGGUGCCACGGCGGUCUGGACGUGGUGGUGAGCUCGGCCGUGGGGUGCCAGCUGGGGGACGACACCCACGGGGUCCGGGUGGUGGUGGUGACCGAGGGAGAGGUCACCCACCGCUACUACAGCCUGGAGCAGCUCAGAACACAGGGGAUCGAGCAGGACUUGAAGAAACUAUUACAAGGAUAAAUCAGGAAAUGUCCAAACUUGAUACUUGAGAUUACAUAUACUGACCUCAAUGAUUAACUUUAAUACCAGCCUCAAGCAAUCACUGCCUUAUAUCAAGAAUACUCAGAUUUUUCAGAAUAUUAUCAGUACGAAUAAAAGUACCAUUAUUGCAAAAUUCAGUGUAGCAAACUAAUGUUGUCUCUCUCACAGUAUUGCUGAAUAAAUUUGUUUACAACAGACCUAGAGCAUCGGCACAGCUACUACAAAUGGGAUUUUUUUGUGAGAAAAAUGUGAAUUUCUUAAAAUGUUGUGUACUAAUUUAUUAUUUUUCUUCUCUUUUCUUUAAAAUGUGGUAACCUUGAUACUGUCACAACCACAAUGACACAGCGUUUACUACAGUCCCCAAUAUUUAAAGGGCAUAUAUUGCAGUUUUCUUUGUUGUUUCCUCAUCACAAACAUACCUGGAGUUUCAUUUUGUUCCAUUCACACAUAUUUAACACACAAACUACAUAUUUAGGCCGGGUUCUUUUCUCAAACGUGAAAGCUGUGUUCCACCUUGUGAUGUCAUGUGGCUAAACAAUUAAGUCGCCACUGUGUUUUUAAACUCCAUACAUCUUCACUAGAAUCAUUUUGAUCAAUUUCAGCCCUGGAAUUGGCCAGAAUCUCUCCGGAAGGUAAACAGGAGCUGUUAACUUGAAAACUACCACUACAUGACAUCACAAGGUGGAACAUUUGGAACAUGGAGCAUUCUGAGCUUUGGACAACUCUGGGUAUGUUCUUAAGGAGAUAACAACGUUAUGGCUGGUUGCAAAACGUAGGGAUUCACCAAGGCUGGGUAUCAUUAAGCCGAUACGAUACAUACCUCGAUACAGUGAGCUUUCGAUUCGAUACAAUUCGAUAUAUUUUUCAAACUGUUUCAAUAAAAAAUAAUGGCUAAAUCAUGGCCGUGAUACUAUAAGUCUUUAUUAAACCACUUCUUGUGCAAAGUUCAUAUGAAACACAAACAUUUUAAUCGUAAAAACUGAAAAUGUCAAAUGUGUCGCAUAAAUGAGUUUCUUUCCUCUAAACAAACAACAAAACUGUAGCUUUAAGAAAAUAUUUCUGUAAAAUAUACCAAAAAAUACGCUUGGUGAUAUAUUUAUACUACAGCCCACGAUACUACUAAUACUGUAUCAUCACGUUCAACAAUGCGAUAUAUCGUCAUUUUGAUAUUUUUGUGUACCCCUAGGAUUCACAUCAUUAUAUUAAACUAAAUCAUAAAACUACAAUGAUAAGUCUAUAGUAUAUUACUCUCUCUCCUAUUACUAACUUGGUCUUAAAAGUGACUUUAUAUUCUGCACUUUCUCAAAGCAAAAAAACAAAAACAAUAAAAAACAAUACCUUCACACUCUACUGUGUUAAAUACAAUAUGCAGUUUGAGCCACUGUUGUCAGAUUCAACCUCAGCAUCCUAGUGUAUUACAAGCCUCUGUGCCCAAGUUGGCCUUUUUUCAUCAUCCACAUUUUUCUCUUCCAUGUUUCUCUUGUUUUUUUCCCACUUAACAAAUAAUUGAUCAAAUACAACACAACAGAGAACUUGUACCCAAAAUCAUUCUAUGCAAUACCAUUUUGUCGCUUUUCUGAUUGUGUAAGAGUCAACUUUUAUUGCUUUGCCUGAAAUGUUCCACGUUAUAUGGCAUUAAAUUAAACAUAUAUUUUUAUUCAACGAAA
Boleophthalmus pectinirostris (great blue-spotted mudskipper) is the source of this 2756-nucleotide messenger RNA. It is a transcript of the gene cpped1, whose product is annotated as calcineurin-like phosphoesterase domain containing 1. Bases 124 to 1068 code for a protein of 314 amino acids. The record is from RefSeq and is a predicted model, not a curated record. Gene Ontology annotation, molecular function: hydrolase activity. The transcript is spliced from 6 exons. NCBI's taxonomy places the organism in Eukaryota, Metazoa, Chordata, Actinopteri, Gobiiformes, Gobiidae.